AUGUCAUGCGAAAUCUGUGAGCAGAAGACUGCUCUGGUUUAUUGCGUCAACGACCGCGCGCACUUUUGCCGCGGAUGCGACGUCGAGCAUCACAGCCAGGACGCCUUACUCCAGAAACACCGUCGAUUGGGAAUCGAGCACUCUCCCUACCAGUUUGGUAUGUGCGACAUCCAUCCAAGUGAGAGGUACGAAGCCGUGUGCCUCGAUUGUUCUACGCUCCUGUGUUCGCACUGCAUUCUCAUCGGCUCGCACGCGGGACCCGACUUUGCGGACCACAACCUCGUCAGCACGCUGGACGCGUUCAAACAGGCCAUGGCAGCAAUAGGAAACAAGACCAAUCUGGCAUUGUCUACGAAGUCGAGGUCAUCUUCGGGAGAAGGAAGACAUGAUAUGCUGAACCCCGACCCGGAGGCAGCGUCGACUCGAGAGGCACUGGAGAAGCGGAUGGAGACGCGACAGGAACAGUUGCAAGAGGUGCACAAGUCUUUUGAGGGGAUGCGGAAGCGCGUCGAGAGCGUCUUGAAACGCUGUCUGCACACCGUUACCGAAGUGCAGGACCGCAAAUUGCAGUAUUUGCACGCACGCAGGCGUGAAAUGCUAGCGCAAUUGCUGCUCCUCGAGUGGCUUGAUGCGUUCUACGAGCACGCACGCAUCACGCUGUCCCCAGUAGACUUCCUGCGGUCAGCGCGCCGUCACGAGCUGCUCGUGAAGGACUUUCUCACACUUUCAUCCACUCAGAAUCAGGGGACGGGUCUUCAAACGAACUUCGCCGGAUCACGUGGAAGUACUGGAGGAAGUAGUGCGAAGGACGUCGUCGCAGAUUUGCCAGCUUUCAUCUCUGAGAACAUCGUGAUUGAGGGGAGUUUAGAUGUAGUCAUGGCAUCGGGGCCGAGCAGAAUACCCUCUACAACGGCCGCAUCCACUCCUGCGCCUAGCGCGAAUCCUCAGGUGCCAACAGCACCAACAGUGACGGAGGAGCAGGGUCAUCGGAAUGUGGAAACGCAAAACGCGCAACAGUAUCAAUAUGAAAAAUCGGGCUCAGUCCAGCAGCAAGAGCAUCGAUUGGAUGCUGAUCUCGCCCUUUUUGGGCCUGUAGUUCACGCAACGCCCCGAGGCAGGUCGGGUGCGUUAAACGAGCCACAGUUCUUUUCUCCCGGGCCAGCAUCGGAGCUUCGCGCGCCACUAUCUGCGUCAGCUGCUCUUUUUGUUCCACCAAGCACAAGUGUGGGUAGUUCUGCUACAAAUGCAACCACGAACACCCGACGGCUCCAACAACCCGAAGGCGAAGGAGAAGCAAGUGCAUCAUCCUCCACGCAAGGAACCAUACAGAUACGACAGUAUGAUCCGCAAUUUUCACAAGGUGCCGCAGCACCUGCACUUGAAGGUACAAGUAAAAAGGAAGGAGGAGACGUAAGGGCAUCUUCCGAUAUAACGAAUGCAGUUGGAACGGGAGCCGCUGCGGCGGUCGACGCGCGCAUCAUGGUAUCCGUAUUGCAGAGCGGGUCGACAGAAUGGGGUGAUACGCUGCAACUGCUCCGCGAGCUUCCGACACGAGAGCGGGGCGCCGUCGACCACGUGCUGAUUGAGCUUCUGAAUGCGAGACGCGAUGGUUCUCUGCUGGAGCUGCUGCGAGCUGCGUUAGCCGAGGACAUGGACCUUGCCGUCAGGAGUGACAGUCAAGGCAGGACACUUCCCAUCCCGGUCGCAUCGUCGGUCACUUUUCUUUUCAGCACACGCAGUGUGGUUUCCGCACUUGCAGCGGCCCUAGUGAAAACCGCGGCAGUCGAACUUUUACCCCUGGAACCGGAGCUGCGACUCCUGUUGAGGCAAACCGAAAAGGAGCGCGGACCACAGCAAUUGUACCAUGAGAAUCCUGGAGCCCUUUUUUCCGCGAUAACCGAUUACAUCCAGAAACUCCAUGUGAGUGCACGCUCCAGCGAGUUCCCGCCUCUCUUGCUCGUCCUCCUGCACAGACUUUUUGAGGUACAGAAGACUACAAGCACAUUAUGUUGAUCAUGAAAAAUUCUAGUAGCUUUAUUUGGGGUUGCUCUUCUGGUUCUGAGCCAUAUGCGUGUCGGCAGUCCUCCCCCAGAUAACUUCUUCUAAAACGUGAGCCGAGCACUUACUUUCCUUAAUAUCGGUUUUUCAACGACCUAUGUAUUCAUUGCAUAAGCAUACCCUCUGGAUGCAUCUCGCGUCCUGAAUAUGACUUCCGUAUAUGUAAUGAAUUAUAGGCGGCCGACGCGCAUUUUGGCCAGCUAGUGGAUCCGCUUGCAGUCGUCGGUGCGUUCGUUAUCUCGCGUAUUCUCUCGCCGUUGCUAUUGCGUCUUGCGCAGAAGAAGCAGGAAGCCAAUCCUCUAGACGUUGAGCCUUUGUCCUACAACGUUUCUGAAGUUAGUCGUUGGUUCCAAAAGAUCGCUCGUUUCAGUCUGGCUGGUGACGAGAGCCAGGCUGUUGAUUCAGGACAGCAAGCGUCAAGAAGCGGCGGCAUUUUCAACUCUUCGUCUUCUGGUGGCACGACCGCAGAGUCGCAGUUUCUUCGAGUGAACGCGAGACAGAUGCUCAAGGUCGCGGAGGUCAUGCUGCGAGCGAGUAGACGCGUUGUUGGUGCCAGAGGCGAAAUCAGCUUCGAUCCUGCACUGUACGUCCUCAGUGGCAACCCUGUUGGAUCGAUUUCGCUUGAGGAAACACUUCUGCUGCAUUUAAGACGAAGCCGUGCGCUCUGUCCAGCCGCGUCCAAGAUGUUGCAGAGAAUCGAUGAGCUCACCUCUUCAGCUACUGCUCAAAAGAGCCGAGGAGCGAGUACACGAAAAUAGCACGAGGCCGUAUCCCUCAGGUGGAGAAGAACAGCUUGAAGGCCGUACUGUGGUGUUUCAACAAUAACACAUGCGUAGGUGGAGACUACAUGAAACAGAAAUGGUGCGGCAUCAUAAUUGCGAACAAAGAACUGGCCACAAUUAUCGAAAAAACUAGUCGAUAUUACACAUACAGGAAUAGUCUCUAUGUCUUUGCCGCAUGUCAAACAUACAAUGUAUAGUGUACUGCUUUAUGAACAGAAAAAAGUUAUGAUCUGAUCCGUGUUCUUCUUGCAGCGCUUGAUCCUACUUCAGAUUCAGUCUAUUUUCAGUUCGUUACGGGGGUUACCAUUUCGCAGAAACAUUUAACAAUUUCAUCCUAUCUAAGACUAAGUAGUAUAGCGGACCUACUGGUGCUGGUGAAAACUACACACUGCCUUUUAUCAUUCCAAGAAAUCCAAUUACAUCAACAUCGGCAAUAAAAAGUGCAGAUGUGCUUAAAAAUCUAGCGAUCAAGUUUUGGUUUUCUCUCUUUUUCAGACUCAGAAAAAACUAGUAGGGGUUCAGCGCAGGUGGGGUAUUCGUAUAAUUUCAUCCGAGUCGUUUAUGCUUAAGUACAUCUACAUCUAGAAUCUAGUGACUUAGACAUUGAAAGAUGUCAUGUGCUAUAACAGCUACAGACGUUGCAUUUUCGGAACCGAUAUGUCUUGAGCCUCAGUACAAACGGUGCGUUUAUCGUCAGUUAGUACUGUUACAUCAUAGUGAAAGGCUGUGACUGCUGUAGCAAUGAGUCAUAGAAUAAUCGCCGUGCGCUUGUUGCGCACAGGGCUUAGAUAGUGUUCAUCUG
This is a messenger RNA of Amoebophrya sp. A25, 3642 nucleotides long. The record is from the annotation of a GenBank genome assembly. NCBI's taxonomy places the organism in Eukaryota, Dinophyceae, Syndiniales, Amoebophryaceae.